Molecule: messenger RNA, 12302 nt
Organism: Tribolium castaneum (red flour beetle)
Lineage: Eukaryota; Metazoa; Arthropoda; Insecta; Coleoptera; Tenebrionidae
Gene: Dhc16F
Product: Dynein heavy chain at 16F
Exons: 37
Coding region: 1-12243 (4080 amino acids)
Biological process (GO): microtubule-based movement
Cellular component (GO): dynein complex
Molecular function (GO): ATP binding; dynein intermediate chain binding; dynein light intermediate chain binding
Source: RefSeq, a predicted model, not a curated record
AUGGAUGAGCCAUUUGGUGAAAUCCCGAAAUCCAGGCUGAGUUCGAAAACUGAACACAGGUUUGAUGAGCUCGAGCGGGUCGACGAGAAGGGCAAAGUCGAAAAUAAGCUCAUUUGCAAGCCCGUUCAGUCGUUCCACAGAGAUUCCAAUGUCAUUUCAUUUCACAUUCCACACAAGAAACUUCUCGAAAAAAUCGAAUAUAAGAAAUCGCCACCCGAACCUUUGGCCGGUUUCUCAAACAUCCAACAAGACUUAUUAAGUCGCAAACGAAGCGCUUCUGAAGACCUUAAUAUCAGUUCUUCGGACGACGAAGAAUCAAUAAUCAGUGAUGUUUCACGAUUUGCUUUAAAAUACCGACGGAGUACUCUUUCGCCGUCUGUGGCAAAAGAACCCGUCCUUCCUCACGCCAAACUGUACGAUGUCAUGGAUCAAAACGAAUGGAUCGCAAAAUUACGACAAGCCGCCGAUGGUUAUUUCAUUUAUAUGACUUACACGGUACCACAAUCUUCGGAACUUUACUCCCCUUACGCCCUUAGCGUUGUGCCUUUUCCAAAAGUAGACAAGAGUAAUUUUUUCACAAUGAGUUCCAAAGGGGUGAUGCAACACCAAGGGGUUGAAACGGUGUUCACCCCUCUGGACGUGUGGGAACGCGAGUUUCAAAUGUACUGCAAACUGAUGCACUUCCGCACAUUUUAUCGUUUCCGAUUGUGGAAAGGUUUCUACGUUUGGCGGAAAGCUGUAGUUCGUAAAAAAUUCAAAUCGGCACAAGUUUACCUCAACGAAAACUUGUUUAUUUUAAAUAAUGAACUGCGAGCGGGUCUCUUGGCCAUCCAACAAAUGUGCUACAAAAUGACGGAUAUUUCCUUCAUUGACGACGACACCAUCGAGGAUUUUCUCCUAUUUUAUUUCAUUGAAAAUCAGAUGGAAAAACUCGAAUCAGUGUCGGACAAACUGCAAGAAUUUCGCGAAGUGGCCAAAGAUAUUGUCGCGAAUGCGUGCCAUGGGGCUCUUUUAGCCAAAGGUUUCGUCCCAAAUGAGUUACUCGUUGAGCCAAGCAAAGACCGUAAACGUGGUGGUGUUGUGACCAAAGCUCAGGCCAAGAAAACCUCGUACAUUGAGCAAGCGGCCAAGAAAAAAUUCUGUAUGCGUCUCACGUGUUUUAUUAUUCUUGCCGAUUAUUUAAUGAUUGAUUUGAUGCACAAUUUGAUUACGCGGUCGACGCGCGAUCUUAAUGCCAUUUUGGAAAAACACGUUCAGUUUUUGCCCUCGAAGGAAAAAAUCGAGGCUGCGACCAUAACGGAGAUUUUGGAGGAGCCAAGACCAGAGGAGGCUCCUCAGCUUCCUUUAUUUAUCAUUGAUGUUGUUUUGAAUGCGAAAAAAUUGUCGCUGGAUCCGUCUCUCAGAGUCACUUUGAACAUUUUCAAUCAAGUGAUGGAUUUGUGGCAGGAGCAUUGUAAAAAAAUUAAGUCGUUUACGGCCGAUGAAAUGUAUCGGAUUUUCACAAAUCCGAUAAUAAAUGGUAAAGAGGAGGCUCGUAUUUGUGGCUAUGGCCCCACUUUACAUUUCUAUUUAGACGACGAUAAAAAAUUGAAAGAUUCCAUACAACAAAUCGUUGAACAUUUCGUCCAUAAUUAUAAAAUGGCCAAACUCUACGUUAGUAAAUAUAAUUUCAUACGGGAAUUUUUUGCCGAAGACGAGCAAGUCAAGGAAGAAGCCUUGAAGGAAGAAAGAGAUAUUGAAACGUUUCGAAACAUGUGUAACCGCUACCAUAAAGAACUCGACAUUAUUGACGGUGUUAUCGUAUCGCAAUCUCUUGGAAUGUUAAAUUUGCAACUGAGCCAUUUGAAAGAAUGUGCAAAACCGGAACCGGAACGCCUCAUUUCGGCCCUUACACACAUACUUCCUUGGAUUGGUAAAAACGAAAUUGAUCGUUUGAUUGAAGAAUCGGAGAAUAUGGAGACGAGUCUCAACCAACAACCCGUCACAACAGUUGACUACGUCAAGUAUUUGGAAUAUUUGGACGAUGCUAAUACCAAGCUGAACGAUAUGGAGAAUAAUCUGGACUAUUGUAAAGAAUUGUAUGACAUUAUGGAGGAAUUUGCGAUCCCGGUGCCCGACGAAGACAUGAACAAUUAUCUAGGUGUUAGCGUAACGAUGGCUUCUUUGCGCAAUUUGGUCGACCGAAAGUUGGACGAGAUUAAUAAAACCAUCAAGAGUUUUAACGACCAGAUGAACAAGGAUAUCAGUGCUUUGAUUUCGGAAGUGGGAGCCAUAAAAGACGAAUGCAUGCAACCUUGGUUGUACGAUAUUGAGUCAAAUAUCGGCGAAGUGACCGAAUUUUUGAACGAUUUGUACGAACGACUUGUCACUUGUCAGCAGAGAGCGGCUGAAUUUAAAGGCUACCAGAAACAAUUUAGGUUGGAAGUGACACGUUUUGAUAUUUUGGACGAAGUUAUGGCAGACGUGAAGUUACGUAUGCUCCUGUGGGAGAGUGUCACCUCCUGGAGCAAAACCGUGGACGAGUGGUACCACUCUGAUUUCAGCGAAUUGAACGUCGAAGACAUGAACUUGUACACGGCGAAAACUAUCAAAAAUAUCAAUCUUCUGGAGAAGGGAUUGCCCAAAAAUUUGAUCGUUCCGAAACUAAAGGACGAUGUCGAGUUGAUGAAGACCAAGUUGCCAGUCGUUGCAUAUUUGCGGAACCCAAGUCUACGACAACGCCACUGGAUCCAAGUGGAGAACAUCCUCAGCUACAAAUUCAAGCCGGACGAUGAAGUCACACUUGAGCUUUUGGAAAAUUUGAAAGUUUUCAGUUUUGCGAAUGAACUUCAGGAGAUUUCGGGUCAGGCGAGUAGUGAGGCGAGUCUCGAGCAGCUUUUGAAGAAGGUGGAAGAAGCGUGGAAGACGCUCGAGUUUCAAGUUAUGUUGCACAAGGAUUCGAAGGAUGUUUAUAUUUUGGGUUCGCUGGAGGAGGUUCAGAGUGUUUUGGAUGAUAGUACCAUAAAUAUAACGACAAUUGCGAGUUCGAGACAUGUGGGUCCGAUUAAAUCACGUGUGGAGGAGUGGGCCCGACAGUUGGAUUUGUUUUCGAGGACGCUGGAUGAAUGGGUGGCUUGUCAACAGAGCUGGCUUUAUUUGGAGGUGAUUUUUUCCGCGCCUGAUAUUCAAAGACAGCUUCCGAGCGAGUCGAAGCUUUUUAUCAUUGUGGACAAGUCGUGGAAGCAGAUUAUGCGACGGACCGCAAAGAUGCCCCUAGCUAUUGAAGCCGCUUUCUAUCCCGACUUGCUCGAAGAGCUCCAAAAAAACAACGCACUUUUGGAACAAAUCAUGAAGUGUCUCGAAUCCUACUUGGAAGUGAAACGUGUGGCAUUCCCUCGUUUCUACUUCCUAUCAAACGACGAACUUUUGGAGAUUUUGGCCCAAACCCGAAACCCACACGCCGUCCAACCCCACUUGCGUAAAUGUUUCGACGCAAUUGCUCGUCUAGAAUUUGCAGCAAAAGAGGAAGAAGUCGGCAUAACACCUGGCGGUGACGAAGAUGUGAAAAAAUCCAAAUCUGUGACGAUGCUCACGACAAAUAUUUCGGCAAUGAUCAGCCCUGAAGGCGAACGCGUGGCACUGACUAAGGGCUUGAAAGCGCGAGGAAACGUCGAGGAUUGGCUGGGAAAAGUGGAAUCGUCUAUGUUUUUCGCUCUGAGACGUUUGAUGAAAGGGGCACUGAUCGAUUUCCAGCAAAGUCGGAGAAUUGAAUGGGUGGUGAGACACCCGAGUCAGAUCACCUUGACUGUGUCGCAAAUCAUGUGGGCCAGAGGUGUCCACGCGAUUUUGGACCACGGAAACGCCCACAGUAAUUUGGAAAAGUUUGAGCAGAAAUGUAUCGGAGAUUUGAACGAUUUGGCCACUUUGAUUCGCUCGGAUUUGGAUUCAGUGACUCGAAAAGUCUUGAUUGCGUUAAUUACGAUCGAUGUCCAUGCCAGAGAUACCAUCAGGAACAUGGUCGAGCACGGAGUCAAAAAAAGCGAUAGUUUCGACUGGUUGAAAGUCCUGAGGUACUACUGGGACGAACAUCUUGACGAUUGCGUUACAAGAAUGUCUUCGGCUUACUACAUUUACGGUUACGAGUAUUUGGGGGCGUCUGGUGUCCUGGUUAUAACCCCCUUAACCGACCGCUGCUACCUCUGUUUGAUGGGUGCCCUCCAGCUGGACUUAGGGGGCGCUCCUGCAGGUCCAGCGGGAACUGGCAAAACCGAAACCACUAAAGAUUUGGCCAAAGCUUUGGCCAUUCAGUGCGUGGUGUUUAACUGUUCGGAAGGUUUGGAUUAUAAGAUUAUGGGUCGGUUUUUUGCCGGAUUGGCACAGUCCGGUGCUUGGAGUUGUUUCGAUGAGUUUAAUCGAAUCGAUAUUGAGGUGCUUUCGGUGAUUGCGCAACAAAUUAUCACCAUACGGAACGCCAAAGCUGCGAAAUUGACACGGUUCAUGUUUGAGGGACGCGAAAUUAAGCUGGUGCAGAAGUGUGCCACUUUUAUUACGAUGAAUCCGGGAUAUGCCGGAAGGACUGAACUUCCGGAUAAUCUGAAGGCUUUGUUUAGGCCUAUUGCGAUGAUGGUCCCCGAUUACGCUCUCAUCGCCGAAGUGAUUUUGUAUUCGGAAGGUUUCGAAUCGUCAAAAGUUCUCUCCCAAAAAAUGGUGCAAAUGUAUAAGCUUUGUAGCGAGCAAUUGUCCCAACAGGACCACUACGAUUUUGGGAUGCGUGCCGUUAAGAGUGUCUUGGUGAUGGCGGGCUCCCUGAAGAGAGCAAACCCCGACCGAAACGAGGACGUGGUUUUGAUUUGUGCGUUGCGCGACAGCAAUUUGCCGAAAUUUUUAGCCGACGAUGCUCUCCUUUUCCAAGGAAUUUUGAGCGACUUGUUUCCCGGAGUUGAGUUACCGGAACAGGAUUACGGUAAGUUCCAGGAGGCCAUCGUGGACGUCAUGGUGCACCAACAGCUCCAACCGGAAAAACCCAUGAUUCGAAAAGUGAUUCAAUUGUACGAAACCAUGAUUGUUCGAUGGGGCGUGAUGUUGGUGGGGCCCACAGGGGGUGGGAAAAGCACAGUUUUAAACACUUUGAAUAAAGCCUUGACGAAAAUGUACAAUGAUGGUAUCGAAGGGCCUUAUUACCACCCAGUUCACACUUAUACCAUGAACCCGAAGGCUGUAACCGCUGGUGAGUUGUACGGAGAAGUGAAUAUUUAUACGCUGGAAUGGCGCGAUGGUCUCAUGGGUAUCAUGAUGCGAACUGCUGUACAAUGUACGGAAGAAGACCACCAAUGGAUUAUUUGUGACGGUCCAGUGGAUGCUGUUUGGAUUGAAAACCUAAACACCGUUUUGGACGACAAUAAAAUGUUGUGUCUUGCAAAUUCGGAGCGGAUUAAACUCACACCUUACGUUCAUAUGGUGUUCGAAGUGAUGGAUCUGGCACAGGCUUCUCCAGCUACUGUCAGUCGUUGUGGUAUGGUCUAUAUAGACCCUGAUGAAAUUGGCUGGUUGCCUUAUGCCAUAUCGUGGGUGCAAAGACGCGACGAAGAGCUUCUUAACCACGAAUUGAAACAGUUUAUGAUUGGUUUGUUUGAAUAUGCUGUUGAAAAUGGUUUUGCUUUUGUGAAAAAAAAUGGAGAUUACUCUAUACACCAAGUGGAUAUAAGUAAAGUUGCAAUGCUUUGUGCCAUCAUUGAGAGUUAUUUGAAUACACCGAAUGCGUUGGAAAAUAUCGGCGAAAAGAGCAAAGUUAAAAGCUACUUGUGUCAAGUGUUUAUUUUCGCCUAUAUUUGGUCACUUGGCGGGAAUCUUACCGACGCGUCAAAGGAAAAGUUUGAAGUUUAUGUGAGGGAACAGUUUGAUGAUCAUCCAGAUGCAAGGUUGCCUCCAGGAGUCGACCUCUACGGCGUAUUUAUGAACACGCAAGACCACCGCUUGGACCCAUGGGCAAAAAUCCUCCCAACCUUCACCUACAAACAAGAAGUACCAUUUUUCGAAAUGUUGGUACCAACCAACGACACUGUCCGAUUUGGUUACGUCAUGGAACGUCUAAUGUACGUAAAUUAUCCUGUACUAUUCGUCGGAGAUACUGGUGUUGGCAAAACAGUCGUUGCAAAAGACGUCCUUAACCGUUUAUAUGAAACGGGUCAAUUUGUUCCCGUUACUAUAAAUUUUUCGGCUCAAACUAGCAGUUUUCGAACGCAGGAAAUUCUCGAAUUAAAGCUUGAAAAAAAGAAAAAGACACUUCUUGGUGCCCCAUUGGGCAAAAAAGUGUUACUUUUCGUCGAUGAUGUCAAUAUGCCCAAAUUGGAGACAUACGGGGCCCAACCCCCGAUUGAAUUACUACGACAGUUUCUAACCUAUGGUGGUUUGUACGAUCGGGAGAAAUUAUUUUGGAAAGAAAUUCGCGAUGUGAUUGUGUCGGCGGCUUGUGCACCUCCUGGGGGCGGCAGGAACCCGCUCACGCCCCGAUUUGUGCGAUUUUUCGCAAUGUUGUUAAUCCCACCACCGAAUGAGUUCUCCCUCAAGGCGAUUUUUAAGGCGAUUUUAAAAGGUUUUUUCUUUGAUUUUUCGAACGAAAUCAGAGAUUUGGCCGAUUAUAUGGUGGGAGCCGCCGUUGAAAUUUACAUGCGGAUUGCGACCGAUUUGUUGCCAACUCCUGCAAAAUCUCACUACGUGUUCAAUCUUCGAGAUCUGUCGAAAUGUGUGCAAGGGGUGCUCCAGGCGGAUUCUGGCACCAUGAGGGAGGAAAGUGCAAUGUUGCGUCUGUUCUACCACGAAUGUUUGCGCGUUUUUCACGAUCGAUUGAUCAAUGUUGAGGAUAAAUCGUACUUUUACUUCCUGAUGAGGGAGAUUUGUGGUAGAAAUUUCGGAACUGCGGUUCUAGCUUUGCCAGAUCAGCCGGUUAUAACCAAUCCGCCUUUGCUACUUUUCGGCGAUUUUAUGCAAUACGGCGCCAAUAAAGAAGACCGGAUUUAUGAGGAAAUUAGGAACGUUGACAAGAUUCGAAGCGUUUUACAAGAUUAUUUGGACGAUUAUAAUCUUCUUGAAUCGAAAGACAUGCGGUUGAUAUUUUUCAUGGACGCGAUUGAACAUUGUGUUCGUAUCGCUCGAAUAUUGCGAUCUGAGAGGGGAAAUGCCCUCCUUGUGGGGGUUGGAGGAAUGGGGAAGCAAAGUUUGACGCGAUUAGCUUCACACGUGAAUGCUUACAAGUGUUUUCAAAUUGAACUGACGCGAAACUAUGACCGGUCGUACUUUUUUGAAGAUUUGAGAAAAAUGUAUUUUAAUGCUGGAGCGAAUAAUGCAAAUUCGGUUUUCCUGUUUACCGAUACGCAAAUCGUGCAAGAGGAUUUUUUGGAAGAUAUUAACAAUAUUCUAAAUUCGGGCGAAGUUCCGAACCUUUUUGAGGCCGACGAAUACGAAAAAGUGAUAAUUGCUACCAGAGAUCCAGCAAAAGGUGCAGGAGUCGAUCCUGCAAACCGUGACGGUAUUUACGACUAUUUUAUCAGCAGAGUUCGCAAUAAUUUGCAUUUGGUGAUUUGUAUGAGCCCGGUGGGUGACGCUUUUAGGCGCCGUUGUCGCAUGUUUCCCUCUUUGGUCAAUUGUUGUACAAUUGAUUGGUUCGAAAAAUGGCCACAUGAAGCCCUAUUAUCUGUGUCUCAAAAUGCUUUAAAAGACCUGGGAAGUGAGGAACUUUGCCAUAACUUAUCGACGAUUUGUGUGACGAUACACGAAAGUGUGGAAGAAAUGACUGAACGGUUUUAUCUCGAAAUGAGACGACAUUAUUACACGACACCGAGUAGCUACCUCGAAUUGUUGAAACUGUACCGAAAAUUACUCGAAACGAAAAAGGAACAAGUUAUUUACAAACGAUCCAGAAUUAGUAACGGAUUACAAAAAUUGUACGAAACGAAUUCAGUUAUCGAAACAAUGAAAGAAACUCUGAUUGAGCUGGAACCAGUUUUGGCCGAAAAAUCGGUCGCUGUGGACGAACUAAUGUCAGAUUUGACUACGGAACAACACCAAGCCGACAAAGUCCGAGCUAUUGUCAAAUACGACGAGGAAAUUGCCAAAGCAAAAGCCGAAGAUACUCAAGCAUUGGCUGACGAUGCUCAAAGAGACCUGGAUACGGCAAUGCCGGCUUUGGAAGCUGCAACCAAAGCUCUUGAAGCACUCAACAAAAACGAUAUCAACGAAAUUAAAGUGUUUCAAAAGCCGCCGAAACUUGUACAGUAUGUUAUGGAAUCGGUUUGUCUGCUACUAGGCGCCAAAACUGAUUGGGCCUCAGCUAAGAUUGUUCUCGGUGAUGUUAAUUUCUUAAAGAAGCUUCAGGAGUACGACAAGAAUCACAUAACUGAACAAACUCUACGUAAGUUGAAGUCGUACGUUGAUAAUCCAGAUUUUGUUCCUGAUAAAGUCGGGAGAGUGUCAAAAGCGUGCAAAAGCAUGUGCAUGUGGGUGCGUGCGAUGGAUAUGUAUGCAAAAGUUUACAAAAUUGUGGAGCCGAAGAGAAAGAGAUUGGAACAAGCCGAAAAAGAGCUCAACCAAGUGAUGGGCCUUUUGCGCGAGAAACAGCGCCAACUCGCCGAAGUCGAAGCAAUGAUUGCUUCACUCGAAGCCAAAUUCAACCAAACUCUGGCGGAAAAAGACGCCCUCGAGAACGAAAUGGAAUUAACCUCCAACAGAUUGAACCGUGCCGGCCGUUUAAACGUUGCUCUCGGCGACGAACAAGCUCGAUGGGAGCGUUCAGUCAAAGAGUUCGCCGUAGAACUCCAAAACAUCAUCGGCGAUGCUUUAAUUGCCGCUGCUUGUGUGGCCUAUUUGGGCGCUUUUACCAGCUUGUAUCGCAACGAAUUGGUCGAUCUAUGGGUCUCGCAAUUUAAAGAGUUCCAAAUACCGGCUUCGGAUAAUUUCAGUUUGAUUCGAGUUUUGGCCGAUCCGUACGAUAUUCGCAUGUGGAACUCUUUCGGACUACCCCGUGACACUGUUUCGACUGAAAAUGCAAUUUUGGUCACUCAGGCUAGUCGCUGGGCCCUUAUGAUUGAUCCGCAGGAACAAGCCAAUCGUUGGAUUCGUCAAAUGGAAGCUGCGAACGAUUUGCGAGUGGUGAAACUGACCGAUUCGAAUUUUUUGCGCGUUUUGGAGAGCGCGAUCCGAAUUGGUAAACCAGUGCUUUUGGAGGAAGUGGGCGAGACGUUGGAUCCGACUUUGGGCCCGAUUUUGACCAAACAGACGUUUAUGCAGGCUGGACGGCUUUUGAUACGUUUGGGGGAUUCGGAUGUUGAGUAUGAUCCGAAUUUUCGAUUUUAUGUUACAACGAAAUUGGCGAAUCCGCAUUAUUUGCCCGAAAUUUGUAUUCAAGUGACGAUUGUUAAUUUUACGGUGACCAAGUCGGGGUUGGAGGAUCAGUUGUUAGCAGAUGUUGUGCGUUUAGAACGACCCGAUUUAGAGUCACAAAGAACAGAAUUGAUUAUACGAAUCAAUAACGACAAAACACAGUUGCAAUUAAUCGAAGAUAAAAUUUUGAAAUUGUUGUAUCAGUCCGAAGGUAAUAUUUUGGACGAUGAAGAAUUAAUUGAGACUCUAAAUGAGAGCAAAGAAACUUCAGCUGUGAUUGCGGCCCGUCUUUUAGAGACCGAAUCAACGGAACGUAAAAUUUCAGAAGCGCGCGAAAAAUACCGAACUGUGUCCAUCAGGGGCUCAGUUCUUUAUUUCGUCAUUGCACAACUGGCUGAAAUUGACCCAAUGUACCAAUACUCACUGAAAUAUUUCAACCAAAUCUUCAACACAGUGAUUGAAACCAGCGAAAAAAGCAACGAUCUUAAAGAACGGCUCAAGAUUUUGUUGCGCGAAAUCACCGCAUUUGUCUACACAAACGUUUCAAGGGGUUUAUUUGAGCGACACAAACUGGUUUUCAGUUUUAUGCUUUGCGUUGCGAUUCACCAAGAAAAGGGAGAAAUUAGCGACAACCAAUGGAAUUUUUUGCUCAGAGGUCCAGUCGGGGCCAAAAUUGAAUUGCCCCCAAAACCGGAUUAUCCCCUAAUUACGGACGCUAUGUGGCUUUCGGCCAAUUUCUUGGCCGUUUCGAUUCCAGGCUUUGAGAAAUUGCCAGAAGAGAUCACAAAUGUGAUAAGUGUUCGUAUUUCUGAUUUCCAGCAGGAUAUUUCGGUGGUGCCAAAUGCCAAGCCGAGUCGAGUCAAAUGGAACGAACUUUUGGACGAUUUUAACAAGUUGUUGCUUUUGAAAACCUUGAAAGAGGAGAAAUUGGUGUUUGCCAUCACCGAAUAUGUUAAAAUCAAACUGGGGAAACAGUUUAUCGAAAGCCCGCAAGUCUCGCUUCAAGUUUUGUAUCAGGACACGUCAAAUAUAACUCCUUUGGUGUUUAUCCUGAGCACGGGUUCAGAUCCGUUUGGGUCGUUCCAACGUUUUGCCGAUGAAAUGGGUUUUAGGGAAAGGAUCAAGUCGAUUUCGCUUGGACAAGGACAAGGUCCUGUUGCUGAAAAGAUAAUCGAACAAGGAUUGGAACGUGGCGAUUGGGUCUUUCUCCAAAAUUGUCAUUUGGCAACGUCUUGGAUGUUGGCAAUGGAACGCCUGGUUAUAAAAAUUGCCGAACAGUCGUCCAAAGUCCACAAGGAAUUCCGCCUCUACAUGAGUUCAAUGCCAUCGAAGUCGUUUCCCGUUUCAGUUUUGCAAAAUUCGGUCAAAGUGACCAACGAGCCACCGAAAGGGAUUAGGGCCAACAUUAAAAGGGCCUUCACCGAUAUGCAACAUGACUUUUUCGAAGAUCAUCCUUUAAAGCAAGACUGGAGAUGCAUGAUUUUCGGUACUUGCAUGUUUCAUGCAAUAAUACAGGAACGGAAAAAGUUUGGCCCUUUGGGGUGGAACAUCACUUAUGAGUUUAACGACAGCGAUCGCGAAUUUGCGUUCAAUACUUUGAAAAUGUUUUGUGCUGAAGGGACGAUCCCUUGGGACGCUUUAGAGUAUUUAACAGGGGAGAUUACCUACGGUGGACGUGUUACUGAUUAUUGGGACUUGAGGUGUUUGAAAACGAUUUUGAAAAUCUUCUUCUCGCCUCAAAUACUUAAACCGCACUAUAAGUACUCUCCUAGUGGGAUUUACUACUGCCCUAGCUACUCUAAACUUGAGAAAUAUCAAGAGUUUAUCGACGGGCUUCCGAUUUUGGAAGCACCGGAGAUUUUCGGAAUGCAUGAAAAUGCGAACAUUGCCUAUCAAAUCAAAGAGACUCAGAACAUACUUUUGACGAUUAUGGAGAGUCAACCGCACACUUCUGGCGGUGCUGAAGGGCAACAAACCGAUAAUAUUGUCUACGAUUUGGCGAAUUUGGUUACUGACUCUUUGAUGACGAAAAUUUCGACUGACGAGGCUAACAUCAGCAUGUUUAAAAGAGACGACAAGGGCCGUUUGCCCUCACUCACAACAGUCCUAAUGCAAGAAGUCGACCGUUACAACAUUUUACUCAAACUGAUACACAGUUCGAUGGAUAAUUUGAAGAAAGCAAUCAAAGGUUUGGUCGUAAUGUCGGACGCUUUGGAGGAGGUCUACGUUGCAUUUACCAACAAUCAGGUGCCAAAAAUGUGGAACAAAAAAGCCUACAAUUCGUUAAAAAGUCUCGGAAGUUGGAUACGAGACUUGGUGUUGCGGCUCGAUUUUAUUAAAAUUUGGGUACGAUCGGGUCCACCGUCUUCCUAUUGGUUAUCAGGGUUUUAUUUCCCUCAAGGUUUUUUAACUGGGACUUUACAAACCCAUGCCAGAAAAUACAACUUACCGAUCGAUCAACUCAAAUUUGAUUUUGACGUACAAAAAGUGUGGAUUGAGCAAGAGCAAGUGAAGAAGGUUCAUGAUGAGGAACAACACGAAAAUUUGGAAGUUUAUAAAGGUUUGCAUCAUCCGGAAGAUGGGGCUAUAAUUCAUGGUCUGUUCCUGGAUGCAGGUCGCUGGGAUUCCCCGACUCAUAAAUUGGUUGAUGCUAAACCAGGUGAAAUUAAUCCAUUGUUGCCGGCCAUUUGGAUGUUACCAAAGACUUCGUUACCUCCUAAUGAUAAGAGAUAUGUCACUCCGUUAUACAAAACUUCAAUACGUGCAGGUGUCUUGUCCACAACAGGGCACAGCACAAAUUUUGUGAUUGCUGUCUUGUUACCAACCGAUAAACCACAAAGUUAUUGGAUUCUUAAAGGAACUGCAUUAUUAACACAAGUCACUGAUUGAUUAUCUUUUCUUAGUUGUUUUUGCAAUGUAUUGUUGCUUAAGAAUAAAGUGUUUUUUUU